Molecule: messenger RNA, 14680 nt
Organism: Apis cerana (Asiatic honeybee)
Lineage: Eukaryota; Metazoa; Arthropoda; Insecta; Hymenoptera; Apidae
Source: RefSeq, a predicted model, not a curated record
CACGUUCCGAUGCGCUACAAAGUUUUUAAAAGUUUAAAAGAAAAAUACGCGAGAGCGAAAGAGGUAAAUUAAGGACAAGAAGAAUUAAGCGAAAAAAAGAUAAAACAAAACGAAAAAAAAAAAAAAAAAAAAAGAGGAAAAACUAAGAAUCCAACCGGAUCUAAAUCCCCCACGCUCCGAUCCCUCCGCACCGAAAUCCACCAUUUUUUGGACAUGAUCGUCAUAUCCAUCCACACGAGCAACUCCCCCUCCCCCCCCCCCUCUGGACAACCUAUGGCAAACGCAAUUUGAAAAAAAAAAAAUUCACCUUGCAUUUUCCGACCACACACGCACACUCAGUGACACGCUAAAACGAACACCAGAAGUUAAUAACAAAUAAUACUACACGCAGUCUGCUUUCUACAUACAGCUACAACAAUAUUGCAGCCUCCCGAUACCAGUCGUCUCCUUACAGUUUAAAGCGGGGUGCGUUCGUGACAGACGCCAUCUCGGCCCCGAUUAUCUCGUCGAUCGCCUUCCCUCUUUUUUUUUUUUAAUCUGGCGCCUUGACGAUCUGUCGCGAUUCGAUCGAAAUCGCGAUUUUUAUUGUAUCGAACACAAUGAUAAAUACUAGGCACAAGGUGAAGAAAGGCGAUCGAUUCGAAAGAAGGGGAAGCUCGACACGAACGAACGAAGACGACACCGCGUUCAACUCGGGGCCGGUGGCGUCGCAAAACGUCCGAUCGUUUCCCUGCGCGUGCCUACGGGUUGCAUACUCACCCGGGCACUUGUGAACAAUGCAACCGGCAACACAUACAAGCAGCAACAAUAGACAUCUCUCUCUGUCUGAGCAGGGCACGUCGCGAUCGCUCCACGCGGCCUCUCGCUGCGAUCGCCGUGCAUCCAAGUUACAAGUAUACAAGCUACUAAAAAAAAAAUCUAUACAUCUCAUAUUAUAUCCAACAGUGAUCAACGCAAACGCAGAUGCCACGAAGAGCAAUGCAAACAAAAAAAAAAAAUAAAAUAAAAUAAAAUAAAAUAAAAUAAAUAAUAAAUAAAUAAAAAUAAAAAUAAAAUAAGCAAGGAUCGCCCGGAGCCCGCAUCGUCGCGAUGCAAUCACGUUGGUUGAAUCGUUUUUCUCCGAUUCGGCUCGUCUCGUUUUCCACGAUCGCCGGAUUCGAGGAACGAUCGAUGCGCGUUGCUUUAGACGAUCGGGAUCGGGUGAAAGUCCCCUUCAAAUCAAAACCCGCAGUCAGCACAGAAAUAUAAACGAUAAGUGCAGAGGAAACAAACUACUAUAGUAAACAAAAAAAAAAAGGUACAUAUUAUAUAUAUUAUAUAUAUAAAUAUAUAUAUUAUUAAUUAUUAUUAUUAAUUAUUAUUAAACAUACAUAAAAGAAUAUUAUUAACAACACAAAGAAGUACUAUAUUACUACUAUUAUUAAUUAUUAUGAUUCUUAUUAUAAAUUUAAUGAAAACAAUGAUAACAUUCCAACCGUCAAUGUGCCACACGACUUUUUAUAUGCUCUUAAAGAAAAAAAAAAAAAUAAAUAAAUAAAAAAAAAAAAAAUAAAAAAAAAAAAAAAAAAUAUUAGAGGGAACGCGAGAUUUUGCGAUAAUCGUCGUUGGUGAUCAUCGGGAAAGCAGCGCGGAGGGAAACGUUUUUCGUAUCGUUGACUGAGAACCGCGUGUAAAGCGAGGCUGUGAAGAAAGAUCGGGACCCUUCUUCGAGCGUACCCUUCUCGAUUAAAAAAGAAACGAUCGCUACGGAUCAAAGAGAAAAUAAGGAAAGGUGCACACGAGGGGCGAAACAUUGUCGCCAAUUUUCCCCUACGAUUAAAUAAUUAAUGAUAAUCGAGUGCUCUCUACACGGUGAAGCUUCGAAGAUGGCGCAACGCGCCUUCGUCUCGUCGUUUCCCGAAUUUUCGAAAGAGAAAAAAAAAAAAUAAAAAUAAAAAAGAAAAGAAAAAGCAAAAAAAAAAAGAAAGAAAGAAAGAAAGAAAGAAAGAAUUAUCCUCGAGACGAAACGUCGACGCGAAAGCGAGCCGUCUUGCCGUCUAUUUCCGUAUAUUUCCUGGUCGACGACGGGAUCGAUCCUUAAAUAGGGCAUACUUAAUCGUUUCGACGAAUCCCCCCCCCUCCCCCCCGAUUACGACGAUUGUCGUCGUAUAACGAAGCGCUUGUUCCGCCUAGCUCUAUACAAUAUAUAUAUACAUAUACAUAUAUAUGUAUAUAUAUAUAUGUAUAUGUAUAUAUAUAUAUGUAUAUGUGUAUAUAUAUACAUAUAUAUAUAUACACAUGCUAACGACCAGACUCAUUGAUUUAAUUACGCGUAUUAAUUGCUGUUACGUUUGUUCAUUAUUAUUAUUAUUAUUAUUAUUAUUAUUAUUAUUAUUAAUAUUAUUAUGGAUAUUUUUAUUAACAUUGAUACAGUUACAUUAUUAUUUUUUAUUAUCGCUAUUUUUUAGUAAGUAGAGUAUAUACUCUCAGUAUAUUACUAUUAUUACUAUUAUUAUUAUUAUUAUUAUUAUUAUUAUUAUUAUUACUAUUAUUAUUAUUAGAUAUUAAUUAUUGAUAUCGUUGUUAGAAGGCGUCUGUGAAUUCGACGGGCAUGCGUUCGCGAACGAAUAACAGACACGCACGCAUACGUCUAUGUGUUAUACCAUUAUCAUUAUAAAUAUUAUCUUGUAUUAUUAGUACAGUUUAGAAUUACAUUGCAAGAAUAUUAGUUAGUCCGCGAGCCUUUCAAAAAUUUACAUCACUCGUAAAUAUAGGAAUGCAUAUACAUAUUAGCAUGUGUAGGGAUCGUAGGUGGGCGUGUCUGCGUUAACGCGAACAUAAUCGUGCGUUUGUUAAUAGAUUAGUUUAUGUGGUACUUAUCAUUAAUCAUCCUCACCUAUCUCAUUAUCGUUAUCAUCGAAUCAUCUGUAUCGUUAUCAUCGUCCUCCUUACAUAUCGUUUCCCGGAUCAUCGUUACUUUUACUAUUAUUAUUAUUAUUAUUAUUAUUAUUAUUAUUAUUAUUAUUAUUAUUAUUCUCAUCGUCGUCAUUAUUCAUCAUGAUCGUUAUUCGUAUUCGUUAAGAUUAUCGAUUAAUUAUUUCAAUUUAAAAAAAGAAAAAAAAAACACACGAAAAACGAUCAAUUUCUUAAGUAUACGUACGUUCAUCUUUUUCUUUUUUUUUUUUCUUUUUUUAUACAUUGUAACAUGUUUUUUUUUUUUUUAUAUUUUUUAAAUAACGCGAGGCCCACGAGACAAACCCAAGUGCAAUCUUUUAUUUCUUGUUACUUUUGUCGUAGAUUACUUUCCCGUUUCUUAUCCCGACUCCGGCCCGUGAACACCUCCCAUUCGUUGUUAGUUUCUUCUACGAAUCUAAGCUUUUCUUACGUAGCUCUAUCGAGUUUCUUCUCUCCUCGCGCCUCCCCUUCCCCCCUUUCCCUCUUCUUUUCGUUCAAAGUACUUAUAGUUCUCUCGCGAACAGACAGAGGAAACGGUCGAGUAAUACGUUCAUACCUGCAAAAGGGGAAACCUUCAAAUACCACCGAUUUUAUUUCAAGCUUCGUUAUCGAUUGUUCUUAUUUUUCUUCCUUCUUUUUUUGAUCGCUUCAAUCUUCUCCUCUACCACUGUUUCUUUUUUUUUCCCCCCCACAAAUUCCUCGGCGCGCGUCGAUCAAAGUCGAAGAAAAAAAGAAAAAAGAAAAAGGGAAAUAACGUUCGAUCGAUCAUUCUUUCCAGUCGUUUCGAUCAUUCCAUGAUCAUUCCGUAUUUGUUUCUAAAAAAGAUUUUUCUAUCCAGCCUGUGUUUCAACGGGCACAGACGAUCCACUGGAAGAACGAUGGAUGUUCGAACGAUUUUUCGCGAAUGCGCGAUAUAUCUCGCAUACCCGAUUCUUAUCGAGGAUGAACGAAACACGUGAAAAACGCGAUCGAUGCCGUGCGCGCCAUUUCUUUUUUCCCGAAAAUCUCGAUAACUUUCCCUUAUUUUCUCUUUCGUUGGACCGAUAAUGUAAUUAGUGUUAGUGCUUACCAUCGGCAAACAGGGCAUUCACGUCGUAUAUCGAAUCGAGAAGUUGAACACGAGUGACGAGGAGUUUAACGAGUGAGUCGCGUCGAGAGGCGAAGAUUAAAGAUACAUUCCGCGGAAGAUCUUCGUUCCGCAGCUCUUCUCUUUUAUAUAAUAAUAAUAAUAAUAACAAUAAUAAUAAUAAUAUUAAUAAUAAUAAUAAUAAUAUGUCCGAUAUGCGGACGUUCACGCGUCUCUUCGCGCUGCUUUGCCACGUCGAAGGCGCGAGACCAUCGUUUAAACAACUUGUAUAAUCUAAUUUGGGCAUAAAAUCGCGCGAACACCGGCACGCGGUGUUUGCCCGUGCGUCGAAUAGAGAUCAACCUUGUACAUACCGCGUAUAGACAUUAUGCAUCACUUUCUGUAAAACUGACACGUACACACGUACACAUCAAAUCACCACAAUGCUGCGAUUACGACACGAUUACUAACCUUACCGGUACAACACUGUUUUUCCUUCAUCGAGUUUUCAACGACUACGGUGAUGUUUUCUUUAAAAAAAAAAAAAAAAAUUCAUCGAAUCGCGAAACCAGAUCUUUUCAGCCAUAUUCUUUUUCGUCUAAGUUUGCUCGAUACUCGUUCGAUGCGAUAGAUCGAACGAGUAUCGAAUAACGUUUGAGAACGCCCUCUUUCUUCUUUUAGAUGGAAACUCGGGCAAAGAUCGAAGAAGAAGAAAAAGAAAAAAAAAAAGAUAAAUAUAAUUGCAACGGUCCCCUGGUCCCUAAGCACUCGUUGAACACUCGUCUAAUCGCAACAGAGCCAGUCUUAAAUGUCUUGUAAAGUAAAUAAAAAAAAAAAAAGCGGAGCAAAACCGUGGACGCUUUCGCGCAGGCGUAUUUCGGCGUGGCGUAUCUAUCGUUUAAUCUCGCCUGCCGAAAGCUUAUAUUUCUUAGGUAGCCCUUGUGUAUAGAUGACGCUAAGUUUCCAGUGUAUCGAUAUGUACGGUGUAUUUCCGACGCGCAAGUUCGAUCGGUUCGAUCGAUCGACCAUCGACAUUAACCCCCGCAGAACGUAGCCGAUAUUAAGUUUUCAUUUAUAUAUAUAUAUAUAUCUAUCUUUCUCUCUCUCCUUUCUCUCACCUCGCCCCUUUAUAUCGUAAUCGCUCGUAUCAAGUACAAUGCAAGUGUAACAGAUACACAUUCACGGAUAAACUUUUUUGCACGCAGUAAGAAUAUAUAUAUAUAAAAAGAAAAAAAAAAUGAAAUGAUCUUCUUCGUACCUUCUCGCAGUCGGAUCCGAGUCUGAUCGCGAAUCUUCUUAUACAUUCUACUCUUGUAUCCCUGCCCUUGUCCGUUAGCCCUACCUCUCUCCUUAUUUUUCAACUCCUGUUUCGUUGAGCGGCAUAUCUCGUAGAGUUUAAGAGAUCUUUGUACGGGCCGAGGUGUGCCUAUGGUCCGGUAUUAUCCCGCGAUUCUCCGCGAUUCUCUGCGGUUUUGAUCGUUCGAGAAAAAACUCGAGGCGAGUCUCGAAGAAGCGGGCGAUCGAUGCAUUCCCGCGAGUAGCUAGGCGCUACAGUUAGGUAUACGUCGUCGAAAUCUGGACCCCAGGUUGUCCUCGCCUCUUAUAGACGUAACACUUUCGCGUAAGCUCGUAACCAGAAAGAUCAUACAUAAAGAAAUUGACGAUACACGCAUACGAACACACGUAUACACGGAAGAAAAGGUAUACACGAAGUACAUUGAAGUUACGAGAAACGUCUGGCAACACACACGACACACCGAUGCAGUUACGCGUGAAAUAAAACGGAUAUACAUGUAUACACGGGCACAUAAUGUGCAUAUACACUUACAUUCAGACACAUGACACGGAGACAAGUACCCACACAGACGUGCGCGCGCAUAUACGUUUCGUAACGAAGUAUACAGUCUUAGCGCAGUGUUUCAUAUAGUUAGGUAGGAAACGUCGAGAGAAUAUUUUUUAUAUUCCACAUGGAUUUUACAGUUAUAUAUUAUCGUUUCGUAUCGAAAGGGAGGAGUUUAAAAAAGGCGCGUCCAAAGCGUUACAUAGAUUAUAUAUUAUAAAUACGAGACCUCUCGAUAUACGUGUCGCCAUUUAUUGUUUACACCGCGAUGAUUAUAUAUCGAUUAUCGGUCAUUCUUAUAGGCGGUAGGCGCUGUCGUUUAUAUAUAUAUAUAUAUAUACACAUAUAUAUAUACACACAUACAUAAAUAUAUAUAUAUAUGUAUAUAUAUAUAUAUAUAUAUAUAUAUACAUAUAUAUAUAUAUAGAUUAAUAUUAAAGCGGCGCGCAGAGGUCACGCGCGCGUUUACGCGGCGUGUAUAUGCGCCAUUAAUUAAUCUCGUUGACGAUUAUUAAUAAUUGCGAGUCCGCUAGGAGCAAUCGAGCAAACGGCGUCGCGUUCGAUCGUAACUCUGGGGAGGGAGGAGGGCCCUUUGAGUUCGUCCACGGUAACCCUACGUCCACGUGCGAGCGAAACCACCGGCCCUUCAUUCGCUAUACUAGGCAGCCAUUCUCUGUUAAUUUCACUUUUAAAGGUCGAUCGCUCGCGCGAUUUUUCUUUCGUUUCGAACACUUUUCCUUUUCACCCGUUUCGCGAUGCAGGAGAGCUCGUUGGAGGAAUGUAAGCGGGAUCGAUUCAUUCAGACGAUACACACAACAUAACCUGUAUCUUUUACGAUACACACGUACACGUAUACAUAAACGAAUACAUACACAUGCUCGCGACAAAUACACGGUACGGUUUAUUAUUUGUAAAAGAUUCGCGAAACAAUACGUAUAUACACGAAACACAUACUUGUAUCACAAUUGUAAUACAUCGAUAGACCAAUCUUUCAAGAAGUAAGACGCAGUUACGAAUGCGCUUGACCAAUGUAUCGCGUGCGAGAUAUAUCGAUAUGCUUCGAUCGAACGAUGAGAACAGUCGAACGCGAAUUGUAUAGAAAGUUGACGUACGUAAUCGUAGCGCGAUUAGGAUCGUCGCCGGGAGAGAUUAAAGUGUUUUCUUUCUUUUUUUUUUUUAUAAAUUGAAUUUCAAAAUCGUAUAAUUUUUUUUGUUGAUCGAUAGAUUCACGGAAUUAUGUAUACGGGGAAGAGAGAAUAUUCUGAAGUCGAUGGUCCGCGAUCGUCGAUUCGUUCGAGGUAUAAAAAAAAACGAUCGUAUUCACCAGCGAUGACUGCGUGCACCAAUCGUCGGCAAAUUUAUUCGAUAAUUGUUAAAUUAUAAUCGUGGAUCCGUCAGCCAAUUGAAAUUUAUCGGCGAUCGCUCGUCAUAUUUCGAUUUUUUAUUAAACCGAUAACAAAGAACCAACCGUCUGGCACGAGUGAUCGUCGAUAAAGAGAAUUUUACGGUAUUCGGGGGAAGCAAACAUUGAUGCAUGAGUCCUCGAUGGUCUAACGGAAGCGGCUGUAAAUGCGGUUUGAACGGUUGAGAUCGAAGCUUGAUCGAGAGAGAGAGAGAAAAAAAAAAGACAUACUUUGGGCAUUCUUUUGAAUCGCGUUCGAAUGCGAAUUGCGAAUGAAUGAGAGUGGCGAGUGACGAACAGAUCGCAAGUACGUGGUUCGCAACUUUGAAACAUGUGAUACGUCAGUCGGCAGAAUUGACUUCCGGUUAUCGGGAACGAUCGGAAGAAGGGAGAAGAGAUGAUUGCGAAAGGAAAAAGGGGAAACGUAAGCACGAAACGAAACAACGUAAGCAUAUACUGGCAGUGGAUUCGCUGGCUGACGCAUUUUUUAAAGAUUCUUUGAAGUAGGAACGCUCUUUUGUUGAAGGUUGAUUGUUAUCAAAAUGGUUGUGAGGUUAUAAUGUUUGAAAUGUGUUAAUGAUGCGACGCGAAAGUUCGAUCGACCGAUCGACACGACUUCCGGAAACGAAAUCGAUUUGUUCGAUUAAUCGAUUAUCGACUGCGAUCGAAAGAAAUUUUUUUUUUCUUUUUUUCCCCCCCACGUUUCGAGAAGCCGUGUCGAUUGUCUCGCCGAAUAGCAGACGAGGAGACGAGUAGGAAAACGUGCGUUCGCGUUCCAAAUUUUCUUUCGUUUUUUUUUUUUUUCUUUCUCUUUUUUUUCUUUCAUUCGAUUUCAUGAACAUUCCUUUUAAUCGAAUUUUUUUCAACAUUACGUACUAUAGUUAUUUUUGCUAUUUUAGAAUAGAAUGUACGAAUGGUCGAUCGGCCGUAGCAUUUAUUUCUCUAACAUUUAAAUUGAAUUCGAUUGGCGGGAGCGCACGUGUUCCCCCAAUAUUGUGAAAUUCGUCUCCGAGGAAGCGUGCAACUGGCAUUACCCCGCAUAAAGUCUGGUUCGAAUUGUGUGUUCAAUUUACGACAAAUCGUUGAUGUUUUCCCGCGCUGUUUCCUUCCGAUUCGAAUAGGUUUAAAGUAGAAACGGAAGAUCUCGUGUAUUAAGAAGGAGCAUCGACGGGUAUAAGACAUCUUCGAAUUGUGGUACGGAAAAUGAUCAACCAGGCCGAUGGAAAAAUGUGCGACUGAUAUAAACCAGUAUUCGUGCGAGAAAUAAAUUGUAAAAUAAAAUUCGCGUAACCUAGCCUUAAUGAGAAAGAUUAAAAUUAGGUGUAAUAGAGGCGGUGCCGCGAAUGGCGGCCUCGCGUCGAAAUUAUCUCGAUUGGCUGUAAAAUAUUAUCGUGGAAGAUGGGAGCGACGGAUUCGACGUUGGAAACAAACGCAUCCUCGAAUUUCUCGAAAAGAUAAAUCUAUCCGAAAGAAACGUCGUUCGAGCGUCGUUCCCCUUCGCACGGUGAUGUAUCUAGUGAGAGUAAUGUUACUAGGUAACUUAAGCGUAUUUUAAAAAAGAAAAAAAAGAAAAAAAGAGAAAAAAGUAUAACGAAAUGCCAGUUGUAAACAGUUUUUCUUUUUGAAAAGGAAGAAAAAAAGGGAAAAAAAAAAAAGAAAAAAAAGAAAAAAGAAAUACAUGUCGGAAAAAAGUACGGGAAGACAUGUUCGAUAAAAGGGAGAACAUGUCUCGAGCGACGCGUCCAUUCAUUGCCGGGAAACGAAACUGUGCAACGAAUUGGCAACACGAGUAGAAGAAAUAGAAAAUUGAUGGAACAGAAAGAUAUGAAAUUUUCGUUCGAAUUUUCGAGGCGAAAGGAAAGUUUCCGCAAACGGCAAGAGAUCGUAUUUGGUCGCGCGAUGUCGGUACGAUCGGUUUUUCGUUUUUCUUUCUUUUUGAUUAUUUCGGACCGCCCGAAGGGAACGAUCACAAGAGUUCCGCGAAACAUGAAAAUAGAGUGAACUAAGGUGAUAGAGGGUAAUAAGGAUACAAUAUAUAAACGGAAGCGAAAGAAAGAAAGGAUAAUGGCAGAGAAACAAUGUUAAUAAUAUACAUAUAUGUAUGUAUGGGCAACGGAACAUUGUCAUGUGUAUACGCGAAUUUACAAAUUUUUCAAGAAACGACAGCUUUACCGAUAGUUAAACAAUAGAUUUUUCGCAACUUGGGCACACGUAAACAAACACCUUAAACAUGACACACAGUAACACUUACAUACACGCAUUACAUGUAAAGCGAUCCAUGCGAAACAAAAAACAAAAAAAAAAAAAUUGUACGAAUAUAAUGUUUGCAGUUAGGUGGGACCAAAAACAACUUUAUAUCUGUAUGUGCAUAUCCAAGCAACGUGUAAUUUAAUUAAUGAAUUAAUUAAUUAUCCAUUAUUAAUGACUAGGUAAAGAAAAAGAUCCAUUGAUAGCGAUCAAGGACAAUGACGAAUCAUUAACCAAUAAUUAGAUUAUUAAGUUUGUUUAUUGAUGCAUUAUUAUAUAAUAUAAUUAUUAUUAUUAUUAUUAUUUUUAUUAUUAUUAUUAUUAACUUUAUUGUCUUUACGAUUAUUAUUAUUAUUAUCAUUAUUAUUAUUUUAUUUUAUUUUAUUUUAUUCUAUUCUAUUUUAUUUUAUUUUAUUUUAUUUUAUUUUAUUUUAUUUUAUUUUAUUACGAUAAUUAAUGACGACGAUAAUAUUAUUAUUAUUUAAAUGACGUUUUAAGACAUGAUUAUUUAGAUACCGAAUAGAGCAGUACGUAUCAUUAAUUAUUUUUAAUUAUUAUUAUUAUUAUUAUUAUUAUUAUUAUUAUUAUUAUGAAAUAUUUUGUUGUAUUAUUUUCAAUAAAAUCGAUUGAAAAUAUUUAAUUUCCUCGGUUUUAUUUUUUUUUUAUGCUUUUCCAUUUGUUUUAGAUUUCUUUUUUACAAGUGAUUUCUUCUCUCUUUCAAACAUUAUAUAUCUCGGUUUCGAUCAUUUUCUAGGAUGAUAACGAUUAUAAUGUUAUUAAUCGAGGGAUCGUUAAUUAGAAAAGAUAAAUCAAAAUUAGAUUGGAGAAGAAGAGGAAAGAAAGACUUGAAAUCACUUCUCGCUUAAAUCCUACCAAUUUCUUCUUCCGUCCUCCUGUUUGAUUUCUUGUUUCUUCAUUUUUGUUUCUCUUUUCAGUUUCUUUUUAUUUUUUUUCUUUUUUCUUUUCUUUUUUUUUUUGGAUAUAUACAAAUUUCAUUGGCUGCAUCUGUAUACGAUUUUCACUUCACAGAACCCCUCCGAGAGCACCCUCCUCUUACGCUCCUUUCUCUUCUCUCUGUAUCAUCUCUCCUCUCUCCCUCUUACUCUCAUGUAUCUUCGGAUGAUUAUCGAGACUCGGGAAGAACGGGGGAAGACGGAAUUUUGAACGAUUGAAGCAGCGCUAUAUUACUUAGUGUAAAGCUAUAUUAAACUUGAAAAGCAGGAAAGAAGAUAAGGAAGGAGGAACGAUAGAGGCAAAGAUGUAAAAAAGAAAAAAUAAAAAAAAUAAAAAAAAAAAGAAUAAAAAAAAAAGGGAAAUUAUAUUGAUGGAUAUGGUGUAAAGCGGUCGAAACGACGAAAUUCGGGGCAAAAAUGGAAACAAAUGGAAUGUUGUUAGGAUACGAAAAAUGCAGGGAAGAACGCGUGGAAGCAAACAUGGAAAAAAAAAAAAGAAAGAAGAAGUAAAAGAAAACUGAACGAACACGAAUUAAAUUACGGAAAACGACAACAAGAGUAACAAAGAGCCACAACUCAAAUGUGAAAAAAAAAAAAGAAUGAAAGAAGUAGAAGAAGAAGAAAACAGAGAGAGAAACAAAAAGGAUAAUAGUUGUAAAAGCCACACACAUACGCGUACACACAUACACACACAAAUGUACUAAGUAAGUUCAUACUGCGUAUUGCCUUUCUGACUUCGGUGUGAAAAAUAUAUAAAUAAAAAAAAAAAAAUGUCAGUCGUGCCGGGACUCGGGGAUUUUCGAGCGAUCGAAUAUAAUAUAUAAGUAUUUAAGUAGUAGAGAAGUAUCCCGAAAAGUGACGCGCUAUCGGUCGUGUUUUCCGUUUCCCUUGCUUCUCUCUUCGCGUUUUCCUUUUUCUUUUUCUUUUUCUUUUUCUUUUUCUUUUUCUUUGAGGGGGGAGGGAGGGAGAAUAGGAGAGAAGAAGAAGGAACGAACGGGGGAAGAAAAAACGUUGCUCUUUUCUUUUCUUUUCUUUUUUCUUUUUCUUUUUCUCCUUCUUUUUUUUUCUUUUUCUUUUUUUUUUUUUCUCUCUCGCCCAUUCCACUCGGUCUUCCCACCUUUCGAUCUCUUUCUCGAGAAUGGUCGUCGAUCAAACACGGGCGCUAUCCAAUCCGAGAACUAUCGAGCGAAACGAAAGCCGCGACAAAGCGCGUCCGCGAAAGAACAAAAGGAUUUUUUUUUGCACGGUUCCGCAGAAAUAAUAUGUCCCAGAAGCGCCCAAGUCCCCGUGUCCCUCCGCCGGCUGUGUCUGUUUCAUGUUUUUCAAUAUUUGUAAUUUAUCGAUAAAAUUAUAAAAGGUAUCGAUAACAGUCUAAAGUGUGCGCUACUCUACAUAAUAUUAUUAUAUAUAAAGUAUAAAAGUAUACAUUAUAUAUAUAUAUUAUAUAUAUAUACAUAUAUAUUAUAUAUGAGAAGUAUAAUAUAUAUAUAUUAUACACACAUUGGGAUUGGUGAGAAUAUACGGUUUUUUCGCUUUGGAGUGUUAUUUUCUGAAAAUAUUGAACAAAAUAUGGAAAAAAAAAAAUUAAAAAAUAAAAUCAAUGAAUAAAAAACGAACGAACCGUUCUACUGUGACUCUUUUUUAUUACCGACAUACAUUAAUUCCCGAAAUCUUGCCUCCUCGGUUUGAUUCAAUUUUUAAAUUCGAGGCAUCGAUCUCUCUGAACAUUUUUUUCUUUUUUUUCUUUUUUUUUUUUUUUUUCAGUUGCAGACGAUUCGUGUUUGGCAAAAAGAUUGAUAAAAAUAACGAUCUUAAGGAUGAAUUUUAACAAAAAUGAAAACGAUCAAUCACGCGAGGUUUUUAAUUAAAAUAUUAUAUAUUUUAUUCUUCCGCUAUCGAACAUUUACAUUUUAUUUCCAUUAUUUCUUUGUAUUUUUUUUUCUAGUUAGAUAAAAUUUAAUUUCGAUUGUGAAUUCGCGAAAUUUAUAUUGCUUAUAAAAUUGUAGCAAACAGAAUCAGAGUUGACUCAUGAAACCAAUUGCAAUGAAUUUCCGAAAAAGUUUCUGCGAACACUUCCGCGUACGUUCAAAUGCCUGGUCGACACAUCGAUCAAUGUCGAAAACGACAAACCUCGAGAUCUCAUUAGGUUAGAAUGAUAUAAUACCAGCUAAUCGAAAUAUCGAAUUGAAAUAUAUGCAAACUUUUUCUUUUCUACAGAUUGUUAGGUGAAAUCCUCCAGAUUACCGAUUACGCCACGAAUAUGGCGUCCUUUUGGUUUUUGGAUACUUUGGCCCUUUAUAUGCUACGUUAUAAAGAGGAACUCGACGAGUAUUACAUGGCUGUUCUGAUCAGUUGGUUGGCUGGUGAAAUUAAAUUGCUUCGAGAUAAGAAGUAUACAAGGAAAGAAUUUUUUCAAGAGAUGAAGAAUAUUUUUAUCACAGUUGGUAACAAAAUAUCUCAACAGAAUCGAAUACCGUAUUGGGAGGAAAUUGUGUAUGAAAUGAAAGAAGAGAUGGAGGAGAAUGAAUCGAUGAAAAGCUUACAAGACUGCAUUUCGCAAGAGGAAACGAAAUUCUUAAGUAACAUCGAUCCCGUUUUAGUUUUGAAUAUCAUAAUUGAUUCCACUUACGAUAUGUACGCGAACGAAUUGCGAUACGCUCUCGUUUACUCAGUUUUCAUUGAACCAAUUGAAGUGCAGACUUAUACUUUGCCAUUUACUUUCCGACAUCCACGUCUGAUGAAACCGGCUGAGUAUAGGAUAACUCCUUUCAACAUACAAUUGCAAAAACUUCUAAGGAAAAACGACCUGUUACAAAAGCUUAAAAAAGUUGAAAAAAAUAAAAAAGCUAAAGUUCACGAAGUACCUCCAACCCCUCCACCUUCUUUGGACGACGAAAUGCAAUUGAAAUGCAAUCGUUUAUUUAUUCUACCAUUAAUAGAAGCAAACGAGGCAUCGUCCUAUUUUGAAACAAAUACACAUAACGCACAACAUUAAAUGAUCAAAAACAUAAAUUAUUAAAAAAUAUUUUAUUCUCUUCUUUUUUUUUUUUUACAGACUUAACCAGAUUAUUGUUAAAAAUUACAAUAUCAAUUUGUUAUAAGGAUUGUACCCCAUUCACGACACUUGAAAUCUUUAAUAGUUCCGGGAAUCAUAGAGGUAUCGAGUUUGAUAAACUUCAUCGAAUUUGCAAGCUUCUCCGGAGAUUGUCCUAAUUGACCAUACUUGUUACAUCCACAUCCCCAAAAUGUUCCAUCAUCUGAAAGUGAAUUUCAUAUUUAUUUAAACAAUUAAUUACAUUAUUUAAUUGAUAAUUUUGUAACUUAACGACUUGCAGAAUUGAUCCUCUUUUCUUUAUAAUAUUAUUUUUUUUAACGUACUCGUCAUACAAAUCGUAAACGUAUUUCCACAUUGAGCUUUUUCCACAAAAAUUUCUACGCUUUCGUUUUUAUCAUUUGUAAAAUCUAUCAAUGUAGGCACAGCAAUUACUUUGCUCUCUUGAUUAGUCAAUCCCAAUUCUCCGUUCGUAUUCCAUCCCCAAGUAUAGAGGUCACCCUAUAAUUAAAAAUGAUCGUUAAAAAGUAUCUUUAUCGAAUCCACUUAUUUAUUGCAAGAGUAUUCACUUGAUUUGUUACUACAGCACUGUGCCAACCUGCAGCUGAAAUUUGCGUUACUUUGAUCCCAGCUAAAGCUUCAACGAGUUUUGGGUUGUCGCAGUCCUCUAAAUCGUUGUGUCCUAAUUGACCACGCCUGUUUCGUACGAAUCAAUUCAUUUUACUUUGAUUGUAUUAAUUUGUGGAAUAAUGUAGAAUCGAAAUGAUACAUACGUUCCCAUUCCCAUUGAAUAAAGGUCACCAUUCUCUGCUAACAAGAUAGUGUGAUCAAAUCCACAUGCAAUAUCUAUGAAUCGAAUUCUCUUUGGAAUAUCAAUCAGGGUAGGAAUAUUAAAAACUCGACCUAAAUCACAUUUUCAAUGUGUAUACAAAUUUUAUUACUUGUUAUACGUAUUACAAAAUGUACCUAAAUUAGUAAGAACAACAGCGCAUUCUUCUUGUAUUAUUUUAACAGGAUAUUCAUUUUCUGAAUCAUUACUAUUGCAAAUGAAAUUGAUAACUUUUUUCCAUGUUUUUUCAUAGAUUUUAUAUUGCCAUAUUUCAUUAUCAUCAAAUAAAAGUAUUAUUUUAUCUUUGCCAAUUGCAGCUUGAUUUAUACUAUAAAUAAAGAUAGAUAAUAAAGUUCA